CUCUAGUCUAUGGACUAUGAUCAGAAUUUAGAUUAUCAGAACAUUAGCAGCUGUUAAGUACAUAAGUGCUAUUUAACAAUUCAACUAUGUAUUAUACACUAUACUAAUUAAUACUAUACACGGUAAUGCUGUAUAAAUCACGGGAAUGAAUUAUAAUAAAUGUUAUAUUUGAUUUAGUAUAAUAGUACUAUUAUAUAUUGUGUCUUUUUAAACUUAAGCAAUUAUUUCAACUUCCUGUAUAGUUUGUAUAUAGUUUGAUUACGAUAAACGGAUAAAAGUUUUUUAUUAAAACUGAUAAAAUUAAAUACUACGUUUGAAAUAUCUAACUACUGAAUGUGUCUACGAUAUUAAAACUUGAAUUUAAAUUAUUGAUGAUUAAAAGUGACAAUUAAUUUUCUUUAAUCUUCGCAAAUUUUUAGUUUGUGUAGUAACUGUAUUAUAGUAAAAUGAGUUUUCAUAGUAAAAUAGUAUUGAUUACUGGUGCCAGUUCAGGAAUUGGCGCAGCAACUGCAAUACAUUUUUCCAAAUUGGGAGCAAAACUAGCACUUACUGGACGCAAUCUUAUCAACCUACAGAAUGUAGCUGAUCAAUGUGAAAAAAGUUGUUCACUAAAACCACUUGUGGUUACUGGAGAUCUGACAAAUGAAGAUGAUACUAAAAGAAUUUUGGAUUAUACUAUAUCUCAUUAUAACCAACUGGACGUUUUAGUAAAUAAUGCAGGCAUUUUAGAAAAUGGAUCUAUUGAGUCUACAUCUCUUGAUCAGUAUGAUCGGGUUAUGAAUGCGAAUGUAAGAUCCAUUUAUCAUUUGACCAUGUUGGCUGUUCCACACUUGGUGAAGACUAAAGGUAAUAUAGUUAAUGUAUCUAGUGUAAAUGGAACCAGAUCGUUCCCUAAUGUAUUGGCAUACUGUAUGUCAAAAGCUGCAGUGGAUCAAUUUACUAGAUGUGUGGCAUUGGAAUUGGCACCAAAAGGAGUUCGUGUCAACAGUGUAAACCCAGGAGUUGUAGUUACAAAUCUUUUAACAAGACAAGGAAUGAGUCAAGAAGAUUAUUCAACAUUUUUAGAAAAAACCAAGUUCACACACGCGUUAGGAAGACCAGGCACUGUUGAAGAAGUUGCUAAAGCAAUUGCAUUUUUAGCUAGUGAUGAUGCUAGUUUUACGACAGGCGAUUCAGUUUUUAUUGAUGGAGGAAGACACGCUAUGUGCCCAAGAUAAAAUAUUUACUUAUGAGUUAUGAUAUGAUUAAAUGGCAAUUUUUUUUUUUGUCUGUAUAUUUUAUACCUA
Molecule: messenger RNA, 1286 nt
Organism: Melanaphis sacchari
Lineage: Eukaryota; Metazoa; Arthropoda; Insecta; Hemiptera; Aphididae
Product: 3-oxoacyl-[acyl-carrier-protein] reductase FabG-like
Exons: 1
Coding region: 447-1217 (256 amino acids)
Molecular function (GO): oxidoreductase activity
Source: RefSeq, a predicted model, not a curated record